UAAGCCUCAUCCGGGUAUUUGCGCUUCCCGAUUGGCGACCCGUCGCCAUAAGUGAGACUUUAUUUUGCAAAGGAAAAUUUGGGUUAAAACCCAAUAAUCCAUCCGCUUUCCCUUUUCGGAGAGCGGUUAACGCCUUGUGGGGCGAGACGUUUCCCACGCCGGAGAAAAACGACACUUUUCAAGGGGCGAGGCCCCGUUUUUUGGGCGCUUGUUUUUUGUGUUAACGAACAGCUUUUUUACAGAGACAUUUGGAUUGUGUCUCUCUGUUUUUCUCGGUUUGUUUGUGGUCAAGAUGUCGCCGUAAUGGGGUCUCCGUGUUUGACAGAAAUGAAUAAGGGCCUCCGUCGCCUGACCCGCGUUUGCAGCAGUCCGUUAUUUUCAGCUUUACUUCCGUUUAAUGCUACAGAGCUCGGCGGCUCUCUCACCGGAGUUCGGCCUCAACAUGGAGAAAAACCCAAAUGCCAACAACAGCAGCAACACGAAGAUCCCGCCCCGUUCUGGCUCAACAGGCCCGACUCCUACAGAUUCUAAAACCAAAACAGAUAGUAAAAAUAAUGGGGGCUCAAAGCGCUACACCCGUAAGCGUGAGCCCACUUUUCCCAAGGGCGAGAGCUUUCCGGGCCCACGCCGCUCCCAGCCGCUUAAAAGCAAGAAUUUUGACAAGAGACCCCCUCAGAGAGGUGGCGGUGGGGAAAGACCGUAUGGACUCACUGGUGGUGGGAGAAGAGAAGAGGUAGUCGAGAACCGCCGGGCAGAGUUUAGCCCGGCUCAAUUUGCUGGACCGAAGAAGAUGAGUCUGAAUCACCUGCUCAACUUCACGUUCGAGCCACGAGGAGGCCAUUUAGGCUCCGGAGGAGAUGGCCAUUCAUGCUGGGGUCGCCGCAACAAGUGGGGUCACAAACACAAGCCUUUUAACAAGGAGCUCUUCCUGCAGGCUAAUUGCCAGUUUGUGGUAAUUGAUGAUCAGGACUAUCAAGCCCACUUCACUGAUCCAGACACUUUGGUGGACUGGGACUGUGUGCAGCAAGUGCGCAUCAACAGUCAUGAGGUGCCGUCGUGUCCGAUCUGCCUGUAUCCCCCUGUGGCGGCCCACAUGACGCGUUGUGGCCACAUUUAUUGUUGGCCGUGUAUGCUGCACUACCUCUCUCUGAGUGAGAAGAGUUGGUCCAAGUGCCCCAUUUGUUAUGAGGCCGUGCACAGCACUGACCUCAAGAGUGUGGUUGCCAUGGAGACCCAUCAGUUCGUGAUCGGUGAUGUCCUCACUAUGCGUCUGACGAGAGAGAAAGGAUCGCUGGUGGCUCUUCCUAGCGCCCAGUGGAUUCAAGUAGAGGAGCCGAUUCGUUUUGGAGAUGUGUAUUUGAGCUCAUACUCUAAGCUGCUGUUGGCAUCUAAGGGGCAGGUUUUGAGUUUGCUCGCUGAAGAGAGGGAGGCUCUCCAAUUACAGCUCAGCCAGGAGAAAGACGACCCACAGGCCUGUUUCAUACAGAGUGCAUUACUAAUGCUACAGGAACGAGAGGAGGUACUACUGAAGUCUCGCUGUAAGGACGAUGCCUCUGCUUGCAUUGCAGAUAUGAGGAAACUGUCUCUCUGUGAGAACCCUUCUCCAGAGGUGACCGGUGUCAAAAACAUCCAAAGCUGCAAGCCUGUGCUGCAAUAUGCCUCAGCAUUUGAUGAUGAGAUACAGGAGGCUCACGAGGAGCAGGUGGAAGAAACGGCUCCUCAAAAUGUUUCUGAGGGGGCUGAAGAGAUGCCUGCAGGCUCCGUUGAGGAUAAACCUGUUGAAGAGACCUCUCAGAGCGGUCCGAAUGAAGCAACCCCACCACAGAACUCCAAUCAUGGCCCAUUUUACUACUUCUAUCAAGCUGAAGAUGGUCAGCAGAUGUUCCUGCAUCCAGUGAAUGUGCGCUGUCUAUCGAGGGAAUAUGGAAGUUUGGAGAACAGCCCUCAGUCUAUCACCGCUACUGUAGUGGAAAUUGAAGGACAGACUGUCACUGAGGAUAUUCGUCGCAGGCACCGGUACCUUUGUCACCUGCCGCUCACGUGUGAGUUCAGCCUCUGUGAACUCAACCUUCAGCCACCGAUUGUCUCCAAAGAGACCCUAGACAGCUUCUCAGAUGACUUGGAGAAACGGAAACGCCUGAGGCAGAAGAAGGCGAGGGAUGAGAAAAGAAGGGAGAAGAGGAUAGAGAUGGAGGAGAACCGAAAACAAGGCAAAUAUCCAGAGGUGCACAUUGGACUUGAGAACCUCCAGCAUUUUCCUGCUUUUGGAUCUCCUCCUCAGUACAGCCCACUAGCACAACCCCCAGAGUUCCUGUUGGGACCACCAUCUCCUCUGAGCAGCAGCCCUUCUUCAGAUGGAGUGAUGUUUCCCAAUCUGAGUGAACACAGUCCCUCUGUUAGUGUCGCCACUAGUGUAGAGGAGGAUUCUCACUGCAUGUCCUUUGCUCAGAUGCUGAAAGAUGGGAGAGCUCGUGUGGACGCUGGGCCUAAGACCACCCCAAAGAAAGGGUGUGCGGACAUGUUCCUGGCCCCUCCACCAGCAGACAGUGAUGGAGAGAGUGACGGCUCUGAUCGGGUCCCAGUACCCAAUUUCCAGAACUCUUUCAGUCAGGCCUUCGAGGUGGCUCUGUCUCAGCUGGAUCAUGCAAAUCAAACCCCAGCACAUGCUAUUCCUAUCAAUGAGGAGAAAGGGGGGAAGAAAAAGAAGAAAAAGCAGAAGCUGCUGUUCAGCACCUCAAUGGUUCACACAAAGUAAACGGCACUGAAGUUUAUCAUUCACUCCCGUCAUGACCUUCUGCCCUUAUCCUUCCCACAAUCACCGGCUUAUGUUUCACUUUAUUCAUCAAUAGCCGCUUCUCCCAUCUUUUCAUACCCAGACCUGCAGGACAUUUAAUUCAAUAGCAGCAACAUUGUGAAACACCAAAUCUCAGUAUCAUAGAUUAGUCCCUACAGUUAUAUUUUAACUGGGAUGUUUAUGCAUUAUUGUGGAUCCGAGAUGUGUAACUUUUGUCUGCAUCUCAUUUAAAAACAUUGUGUUACAUUUAACACUCAAGAUUCUGCCCAGAUUCGAUCAAUGAUAACUUGGGCGUGUUUGUUGGUUUUGGGUUUCGGUGAUAUUUUGGGGGUCUUGGGGUAGCAGUCAGCCAGCUGCAAACACAUCUCACCUCCUCAUCUGCGUGACCCUGUUCAGAUACUUACACAUUGAACCAAAAAUGUAUACUAAGUUUGUAUACUGAAAUAUUGACAAUUUGCCAUUUUUCUUUAAAACUGCUUAAAAUGCACAAAUGUAGAACUUGUGGAUUAUGCAGUUUUGUAUUUUUGCUUUGUCACACACACACAUGACACAUCAAUACAGGACAUCCAUACCUACAAGUCUGUUUAAUCUAAUCAAGGAUGAUUUCAAAAGUACCUUCUGGAAAAGCCAAAUGCUUAGUUAGUCUUUAAGCACUUGACUGUAUUAGAACCUUCAAUCAUUCGACGUUGCUUCAAAGCUCAAAAUGUAAAAUAUUAGGGACGAGACCGAGGUGCUGCUGACUCCACUGCUUCAUUUAUGUUCAUUAAAAAGAUUUUGUAAAGACAAAAAAGAUAUGGGAAAUGUUUUGAGGCUUUGAAUUGUUUGUCUCUUUCUUGGUAUCUGAAGAAAUGUGUGAUUUGAGAAUAAAGCUGGAAUGAAUAAAGGAACUUUAUGCACUGA
Molecule: messenger RNA, 3694 nt
Organism: Triplophysa dalaica
Lineage: Eukaryota; Metazoa; Chordata; Actinopteri; Cypriniformes; Nemacheilidae
Gene: rnf10
Product: ring finger protein 10
Biological process (GO): positive regulation of transcription by RNA polymerase II; positive regulation of myelination
Molecular function (GO): metal ion binding; transcription cis-regulatory region binding
Source: RefSeq, a predicted model, not a curated record